AUGUCAACGAGUGAAACACAACAUUCAAGACCAACAUCUGAGAGUACAAGAGCGGUAACUUCUGACGUAGAUGAAGACUUGACUUCUGCUAGCUCUGCAACCCAGACAACGGACUCUCUUCCUACAACUGAGGAGACAAGUACAGAUAUGUGGGACAUAGACGAAUCAGAUGAACUAUUAACGUCGCAUACAGAUGGACAUCAACAUUCUUCAAAAACGUGGGCAGCAACUAUCGUCUACAAGCCUGUCUCUAGACCAGCCACACAUACGAAACCACCCUCAUCCACAUCAACUCCAUCAACAAUUGUUAUCCGCAGUCAACCUCCUACAACAGAAGAGACAACUGAAGAUACUUUCGACACAAAUGAAUCAGAUGAAUUAAUGUCACUUAGUGACGCACAUGGGCAGUGGACGAAACCUUCAAAAGGGUGGGCAGCAACUAUCGUCUUAAACCCUCCCAGUAGGCCAACCACACAUAUGAAACCACCCUUAUCCACACCAACUCCAUCAGCACCUGUUAGUCGUAGUGAACCUCCUGCAACAGAAGAUACAACUGAAGAUAAGUGGGACACAGAAGAUUCAGAUGAACUGUUAAAGCCACUUGCUGAUGGAAAUGUGCUGUGGACGAAACCUUCAAAAGGGUGGAUAACAACUAUCAUCUUCAAACCUACGAGUAGGCCAGCCACACGUUUGAAGCCACCCUUAUCCAUAUCAACUCCACCAGCAGCUGUUAGUCGUAGUGAACCUCUUACAAUAGAAGAGAUAACUACAGAUCUGUUCGACACAGACGAUUCAGAUGAACAGUCAAAGCCACUUACUGAUGUAAAUGUGUUACGGACGAAACCUUCAAAAGGGUGGAUAGCAACUAUCAUCUUCAAACCUACGAGUAGGCCAGCCACACGUUUGAAGCCACCCUUAUCCAUAUCAACUCCACCAGCAACUGUUAGUCGUAGUGAACCUCUUACAAUAGAAGAGAUAACUACAGAUCUGUUCGACACAGACGAUUCAGAUGAACAGUCAAAGCCACUUACUGAUGGAAAUGUGUUACGGACGAAACCUUCAAAAGGGUGGAUAGCAACUAUCAUCUUCAAACCUACGAGUAGGCCAGCCACACGUUUGAAGCCACCCUUAUCCAUAUCAACUCCACCAGCAACUGUUAGUCGUAGUGAACCUCUUACAAAAGAAGAGAUAACUACAGAUCUGUUCGACACAGACGAUUCAGAUGAACAGUCAAAGCCACUUACUGAUGGAAAUGUGUUACGGACGAAACCUUCAAAAGGGUGGAUAGCAACUAUCAUCUUCAAACCUACGAGUAGGCCAGCCACACGUUUGAAGCCACCCUUAGCCAUAUCAACUCCACCAGCAACUGUUAGUCGUAGUGAACCUCUUACAAAAGAAGAGAUAACUACAGAUCUGUUCGACACAGACGAUUCAGAUGAACAGUCAAAGCCACUUACUGAUGGAAAUGUGUUGCGGACGAAACCUUCAGAAGGGUGGAUAGCAACUAUCAUCUUCAAACCUACGAGUAGGCCAGCCACACAUUUGAAACCACCCUUAUCAAUAUCAACUCCACCAGCAACUGUUAGUCGUAGUGAACCUCUUACAAUAGAAGAGAUAACUACAGAUAUGUUCGACACAGACGAGUCAGAUGAACAGUCAAAGCCACUUACUGAUGGAAAUGUGUUGCGGACGAAACCUUCAAAAGGGUGGAUAGCAACUAUCGUCUUCAAGCCUACCAGUGUUACUCGAAAUGCGAUGAUUGUGAAGGCGGAUGGUCAACCGAGUGGUCUCACCGCAGGCCUCCAGCAGCCGGUGGACCUCGACCCACUUUCUACUGCAGUCUAG
This is a messenger RNA of Schistocerca nitens (vagrant locust), 1845 nucleotides long. RefSeq names its product mucin-2-like. The transcript has 2 exons. Bases 1 to 1845 code for a protein of 614 amino acids. NCBI's taxonomy places the organism in Eukaryota, Metazoa, Arthropoda, Insecta, Orthoptera, Acrididae. The record is from RefSeq and is a predicted model, not a curated record.